UCCCUCUCAGAAUCUUGCGCCCGUGGCAGAGCACUGAGCCUCGCAGCAUCACAAACACAACUGUGUGUACAAAAUGUGGUGGAGCAGGUCACAUCUCAUCAGACUGCAAGUUUACCAGUUCCUUUGCACAACGACCCGGUGAACCACCCCAGUCUGCUCAGGAUAAGGCCCGUAUGGAUAAAGAGUACUUGUCUCUCAUGGCAGAGCUAGGAGAGGCUCCAAUCCCUGCCUCCAGUGGGGGCCACAACAAUCCUCCCCCUAGUGGACCUCGUCCUGCAGGACCCAACAAUAACCAGCCACCACCAAAUCGUCCUCCUUGGAUGAAUUCAGGCCCUACUGAUAACAGGAAUUACCAUGGCAUGCACCAGGGUCCUGGUGGCCCUCACAACUUCCCUCCACCAAUGCCAAACAUGGGUGGCCCUCCUAUGCCGCCAAACCCCAAUGGUAUGCCUCCACCCUGGAUGCAGCCGCCGCCGCCUCCAAUGAGCCAAGGCCCAGCCCCACCCGGACACCCCAUGGGUUUAUUGCCACCACCCAUGGGUAUGAUGCCCCCGCCUCCACCUCCCCCCAAUAACCAACCUCCACCCUCAGGACCUCUGCCACCUUGGCAACAGCAGGCACCCCCCCCACCACCCACCAGCAGCAUGGCAACCAGCGCUCCACUGCCUUGGCAACAGAAUACAACCACCACAUCCACCCCAGUCACUGGAAACCUGCCACCCUGGCAACAGCCUCAGCAGACGGCCACCUCAGCCACUCAGCCCCCUCCACCCAUGGGCACCCCCUCUAUGGUGCCGCCUCCACCUGGGGUCCAACCCCCACUUCCGCCUGGUGCGCCACCUCCUCCACCACCCCCUCCUCGUGGCUCAGCUGGCAUGAUGUAUGCACCUCCUCCCCCACCCCCACCCAUGGACCCUAACUAUGUGACCAUGAUGGGAAUUCCUGGUAUGCCACCUUACGGGAUGCCCCCUGCACCUCCACCACCUCCGCCCCAGAGUUAAAGGCUCCAUUUAGUCUCUAAGGCCCUGUGACCAUGCAGUAAUGCCUAAAAUAUACAUCACAGGACUGUACCUAGUUCUGUUAAUUCAACAGCUUGAUGUGAUUAGCUGUUUAGUCGCUAAAGGUUUAUUUUCUGUUGAUUGGCCUCGGUUCAGAUAUGUUUCCCAUGCUUGGACAUAGAAAUCGAGCUAGUGAGAGAGACCGAGAUCGUGGUAAAUUUGUAAAUUUGCUUCAAUUGUAAUGGUUUUUAACUGUAGUAUCUGAUCUGUUGGUUGAAUAUUUGUUCAAAAUGGUGACGUACAGGGAAUGUGUGUGUUGUUUUUGUUUCUACCAGCCUGCUUUCAUGUUUUUUUUUUUUUGGUUUUUUUGAACCCUCUCCUGUGAGUAAAAGUGACAUCUGCUUAAGAUUCAGUUAGCAACAUUCCAACACAUGUAUAAACAACCAUUUACACUCUUAACCAGCUGUGCAUUUGUUGCUGCAUAGUACAAAAAGACAUUUAUGUCUUUAAGAUGUUGUAGAUGAUUGGCUUACUCUAUUAGGUGGUCAGUAUAAUUUGUGCUCACCUGGUAUCCCAUCCCUCUCAAAAUGGUUUUUAUUUAAAAUAACUUCAUUAAUUACCUUCCACCAAAUGUAUUUCAAUAUUUUUGUAAUGAAGCAUUCAACUAAAUAAAAGUUGGCAUGGUGUUGA
Messenger RNA from Carassius auratus (goldfish), 1688 nucleotides. Its product is annotated as splicing factor 1-like. Lineage: Eukaryota; Metazoa; Chordata; Actinopteri; Cypriniformes; Cyprinidae. The record is from RefSeq and is a predicted model, not a curated record. Bases 174 to 1001 code for a protein of 275 amino acids. The transcript is spliced from 5 exons.